Carica papaya (papaya) is the source of this 1404-nucleotide messenger RNA. Its product is annotated as RNA-binding (RRM/RBD/RNP motifs) family protein. Gene Ontology annotation, molecular function: RNA binding. The record is from RefSeq and is a predicted model, not a curated record. Lineage: Eukaryota; Viridiplantae; Streptophyta; Magnoliopsida; Brassicales; Caricaceae.
AACCGAGUGCUAAAAUGUCUUAAGCUUCGAUUUUCUAAUAAAGAUAUCACAGUAUAAAUAAUCGCCACUCACAUCACCAAAAAACUGUGUUCACAACGUGCGCAUUGGCGCAGGUAAAUCAAUCGAAUUACGCACAGAAAACUAGACCAAUCCAUUUAUGGAAACAAUAAGAUUGUGUUUGGCUGACUUUCUAUUUGAUUUCUAUACAGUUUCUAGUUCUAAUUUUAAUAUUAGUCCGUGAGAAUUUGAUUACAUGAUCCAUUUUCAUGAAACCCAAUUUCAGAUGAUCGAAUUACAAACAAGUACGCGAUCCGAUUAAAAAAUAAAUCAAAAAGAGAAAUAGAGUGUUCCUUGAGCCUUUCAUCGAACUCCCCCAAUAACAACUCCGAAACUUCGAUCCGACAGUUUCAUAAGAGGAUAUUUAGGCGCAAAUAAAAGAAAAUGCUUAGAAGAGGAAGACUAUUGAACAUAUAAUAAUUCGGCAUUCACUAUCUACAAAAGAAGUCAGGAACAGAUCGAACACAGAAAAAUGAAGACACAGAGAUAGAGACAGAGGGAGAUGGAAGACCUGAACACAUCCUGCUAUAGAGCCUGAAUCUUCUAAUAAUGGCGGCAAGAACUGGAGCUAGGCGGAGCGCAGUUUUUUUUUUCUUUUUCACAAUAUAUAUUUUCUCUUGGUCUUCUUACGGGCGUUGACUAUUUUGACUUUAUGGGGUUAAAUCUUACGCACACCCCCAGUGUUGACUUCUACUUUUUCCUCUUUUUGGCUUUCGCUGAGCACCGACCAGCACAGUAUAGUCCGCCAUGGAAAACACUCUGAAGUCCCUUGCAAGACGAGCUCUAACAGCGCUCCAUAACCCGACUUCAAACCUGCGUUUCUAUUGCUCUCUAUCCUCAGAGUCGUCUCCUAGCCCUAACAACAAACUUUUCGUUGCAGGUCUGUCAUGGUCACUCGACGAGAAAUCCUUGAAAGACGCUUUCUCUUCCUUUGGUGAGGUGACUGAAGUAAGGAUCAUCUACAACAAAGAUACUGGUAGAUCAAGAGGUUUCGGUUUUGUUCAUUUCUCCGCAGAAGACGACGCUGUACGUGCAAAAGACGCCAUGGACGGAAGGGCACUGUUGGGUCGGCCAUUGAGGAUAAGCUAUGCACUUGAGAAAGUUCGUGGUUCUCCUGUUGUAGUUCCUCGUCUUACAAACGGUGAAAUUGCUUCUGGUGGUCGCAGUAGUUGAAGUUCUCCGAUGUUUCAGAGGUUUUUCUUUCGCGCUUUCAUCAGCAGGGGAGGCCAAAGUCCUGAUCUUAGAUGAAAGUGACGACCAAUGAAACUCAAGUUAUUCUUGCUCUUGUUUGCUUUAAUUAUUUUUAUUUUUUAUUUUUCACUUAAGGGUACGUUUGAAAUUUUUUGU